This is a messenger RNA of Colletotrichum lupini, 978 nucleotides long. RefSeq lists its product as uncharacterized. The transcript has 2 exons. The record is from RefSeq and is a predicted model, not a curated record. The coding region runs from base 1 to 978 and encodes 325 amino acids. Lineage: Eukaryota; Fungi; Ascomycota; Sordariomycetes; Glomerellales; Glomerellaceae.
AUGGGUUGGUUCGACGGCUGGUUCGGCCCCAGCGCCUCGUCCGACGACCCUCUCAAGUCCCUCGACCCCAAGCUCCGCGAAUACCUCGAGCGCGAAUCCCCCGUCAAGAUCCAGCAGCAGCAGCAGGUCCAAGAAGCCGAGAAAAAGGCCAUACGAAUCGCCGCGCAAGCAGCGCUGGCGGCAGAAGCAUCCGCACAAGCACGGGCCCAGUCGCAAUCACAGUCACAAGAUGCCGCCGCGGAACGGCCAAUCGUGCCGAAAGAGAGCCUCUUCCAAGACGGCCGGUACGCGCACCUGUGGAAGACGUACCGGCCCUACGCCGAGGUAGAAGCCGAGACGAAGACGGACCACGAGAAGCUCAUGGACGUGCUGGACGGGUUCAAGCAGAGGAAGCACAACAUUGGCCGGGCGGCGCUCGAGAACUGCGCCAUCCAGCAGGAGGAGUGGGUGAACUGCAUGAAGAGCGGCGACUGGGAGGACAGGAUGCAGAUGUGCAGGCGUCAAGUGCAAAAGUUUGAGAGGUGUUAUACCAUGCAGACGAGAUUCCUCAAGGCCCUCGGCUACCAAUCCAUCAACGGCCGCUCGGCCCAAGUGGAAGAAGACAUCCAGAUGCACGCAGACCAGCUCUACGGGCGCAUGAUUGAGCAGGAAGAGGCCGUGGAGGCCGCCAAGAAGGAAGGCCUCCCAGUGCCCAAGUUCGAUUUCGCGAUACCCGUCGCCGCACCGGCCGCGGCCGCGGCGCACACGCCGAGGCCGGACCUGGAGACCUCGUGGAAGGAGAAACUGGAGCAGCUGCCCGAGUCGGAGAGGGCGGCCGAGGAGGCGGCGCUGCGGGCGGACUUCCAGGCCAACGUCGAGGUGGCCAAGAACGUGCAGAAGCUGUGGGACGAGCAGGAGAAGGAGAAGGAGAGGCGCAAGGCGGAGGGCAAGGCUACGAUUGUGGAUCGUAUCUCGGGGACGUUUGGCGGUGGGAAGUAA